GCAAAAAAAAAAACCACCCAAAAAAACUGUAUAGUCAGGGCUUCCCAAAUGCGCGCCCCCGACCUGGAGCCAAGCGCGCCCCCUUCAUUUGUUCCCCUUCUUGAAGCUCAUUUUCAUGACGUGGAAAAGCCUGAUCCAGGGCAACAACAGCACCACACACACACACACACACACACACGCACACACCCGCCCCGCACACACCGCACACACACACCCGCACACGGGGAGGGAGCGCAGCCCGCGCUCCGCCGCGCCCCAGCCUCCCGCUCCGCGCUGCCGCUGCCCGGAGAAGGCGGCGGCGGCGGCGCUGGAGCCUGCAGCAGCCCCUCUCCUCCCUCCUCCAUUGAGUGUGCCAAACAGCAGCUCUGCAUCCUAAAGAAGAUCAUUGAGGGGCUCAUUGCAUUCCCAGCACGUUUCAGGCUUGCUUCUUUUUUUUUUUUUCCUGCCUUUUUUUUUUUUUCCUUUUGCCUCAGCUUCAGCAGGAGUAGAGAGAGAGGGAGAGAGAGCCACAGAGAGGGAGAGGCAGAGAGAAACCAGCAAUCUUUAAACUCGAGCUUUUUUUUUCCCCCCUUCCCCUCUUUUGCUUUUUUUCUAUUGUAACGAUGUGCUAAAAUCUCUCCUGCAAACCGCCCUUGCAGAAGAGAAAGAACUUAAUAUUUUGCAAAGGAGACAGAGAGACUGAUACUGCAAUAUAGCUCUCAUCUCUCUCCCUUCUCCCCAAUUAGAUGCUGGUUUUAAUUGCAGAGGGUAUUUCUCUUUUCGUGCUUUCAACCAUCUCCUCUUUCCCACAGGGGAGGGUUUCAUUUGCAAGUUGAUCCUAAGGAUUUCUGUUCCUCUGGCAUUUCUCUCCCCUAAAUGCAUCUUUCUGCUCUUAAGUUUGUGGAUGGGGGGCAAAUUUUUCUAGUUCUUACACGAGGAAGGCAAAAAGGACCUUUUCUAUUGAGAGAUUAAGACUAAAAGCAACGAUCGCUCCGAAUGGUUCUAAUGGGCAUUUCAGGGAUUCAAGGAAGGCUGCAUCACCGCCGUUAUUAUUACCAUCCUUAGCGUUCCUCUGUGCCCAUACAUUUAAAAUAUCUGGUGAAAGGAAGGGUGAAACCAUAUGUUGAAGGAGCUGCAUCUCAUUAGUGCAGCAUUAUUUUCAUCUGAUUGGAGAAGAAUGGUGUCUUCAUUCGGGAACGUAUAUGGUAGGAUAGCAAAUUUAUCGGCUGGUAAGUGUCAAGGUAUUUUUUUUUUCUUCCACUUUCAGCUUUUUAACCGGGUCCCCUGCUUGGUCCUGGGGGCACAAAAUGCCCUAAUCCAAGGCAGGCUGAGCGUUUCAAUCCUAGGUGCCUCUUUAGCUGUCACUUCCCUUUAGAUCUGCUGAUCGCAUGGGCAUGUGCUUUAGAAAGAUUAAUCAUCUCUAAACGCUUUAAUCAGCUAAAAUGACUAAUAUGUGGUGUGUAUUUAUCUGAUAAUAUACCAGUUGCAUUAAUUCACCGGGCGCAUUUGCGAGGGGAAGCUUCCCUUUCGAAUCAGGGCUGUUAACCAUUUACUCCGGUAAAGAUACUGUGGGGAUUUCUGAGGGGAUCCGUUCUGCCAGGGACAUCAGCAAACCCUGCACACUCCUCCGAACUUACGUGUGGAAUAUAUUGAGCCGGGAGGGAGAGGGGUUCGAGGGUUGAGGCUCAAUAACUUUGGGAGUUUGCAUGGAUGAAGGACGGAGUGCGACACCGGAGAAAAUCUGCCCACUGGUGUUUUCCCCCCCCCGUAGCCAAUGCGGGCUGUGAUGGCCACAAAGCACCCGAGUGUGAGAUCUGUGGAGUUCCAAACGCUGGUCCUACGGUGGAAAUCAUGUAGAGAUGCAACACGUCCAUCCCGUGUGUGCUCGUGUUGCUGUGUGGGGCUGCAUGUGCUGUCCUCUUUAUAGGUGGCAUUUACCACGGGGAGGGGGAGAAGGGAGGCUGCUAUCGCGUGAUGGAACCGUCUACCAUCUCUUAAGUAUAAAUCAGGGCAAGGCUCGCCCAUCCCACACCCCUGGAGUUGGUUGUGAACGUCUGCCCAACAAUUGCUGAACUUUCCAAGAGCCUAACACGAGUCUGGCAAGGUAGUGGCUUAAAUAAAAGGAGCGGGGCAGGGCAGAAGUACUGAAAUCUGCAUUUUUCUUCCCGUUGCAGUUUUGUAAACACCAACAAAUGAUGAAACCUUCCACGGCAGAGACACUUCAUAAAGGAAGGAUGUUGUGGAUAAUUCUUCUAAGCACAAUUGCUCUAGCAUGGACUACACCUAUUCCCUUGAUAGAGGACUCGGAGGAACUGGAUGAGCCCUGCUUUGAUCCAUGUUACUGUGAAGUGAAGGAGAGCCUUUUCCAUAUACAUUGUGACAACAAAGGAUUUAUAAAUAUUAGUCAAAUAACAGAGUCGUGGUCGAGACCUUUUAAACUUUAUCUGCAGAGGAAUUCCAUGAGGAAAUUGUACACCAACAGUUUUCUUCACUUGAACAAUGCUGUGUCUAUUAACCUUGGGAACAAUGCACUGCAGGACAUUCAGACGGGGGCUUUUAAUGGGCUCCGAGUUCUGAAGAGGUUGUAUUUGCACGAAAACAAAUUGGACAUUUUCAGGAACGACACUUUCCUGGGUUUGGAAAGUCUGGAAUAUCUGCAGGCAGAUUACAAUGUCAUUAAACGGAUUGAAAGCGGGGCAUUUCGAAACCUAAGUAAAUUGAGGGUCCUUAUCCUAAAUGACAAUCUCAUCCCCAUGCUUCCCACCAAUUUAUUUAAGUCUGUGUCCUUAACCCACUUGGACUUGCGCGGGAACCGGCUAAAAGUCCUUUCCUACCGCGGGAUGUUGGACCAUAUUGGCAGGAGCCUGAUGGAGAUCCAGCUGGAGGAGAACCCGUGGAACUGUACGUGUGAGAUCGUGCAGCUGAAGAGCUGGUUGGAGCGCAUCCCCUACACUGCUCUGGUGGGGGACAUCACCUGCGAGACCCCCUUCCACUUCCACGGGAAGGACCUGAGGGAGAUCAAGAGAAGCAAGCUGUGUCCCAUGCUGUCCGACUCCGAGGUGGAAGCCAGCCUGGGCAUCCCUCAGCUGUCGUCCAGCAAGGAGAACGCGUGGCCUACGAAGCCUUCCUCCAUGCUGUCCUCCUUCCAUUUCACCGCCUCCUCUGUUGAGUACAAAACGUCCAACAAGCAGCCCAAGCCCACCAAGCAGCCCAGGGCUCCCCGGCCUCCCCCGACCCCCCGCGGCCUGUACCCCGGGCCCAACCAACCCCCCGUGGCUGCCUACCAGACCCGGCCCCCCAUCCCCAUCAUCUGCCCCACCGGCUGCUCUUGCAGUUUGCACAUCAACGACCUGGGCCUGACGGUCAACUGCAAGGAGCGAGGGUUCCACAACAUCUCCGAGCUCCUGCCCAGGCCCUUGAACGCCAAGAAGCUGUACCUGAGCGGGAAUUUGAUCCAGAAAAUCUACCGCUCCGAUUUCUGGAAUUUUUCCUCCUUGGAUCUCUUACACCUGGGGAACAACCGGAUCUCCUACGUACAGGACGGGGCGUUCAUCAACCUGCCCAACCUCAAGAGCCUGUACCUGAACGGGAACGACAUCGAGCGGCUCACCCCGGGCAUGUUCCGGGGCCUGCAGAGUUUGCAUUACUUGUACUUCGAGUACAACCUGAUCAGGGAAAUCCAGCCGGCGGCCUUCAGCCUCAUGCCCAACCUGAAGCUCCUCUUCCUCAACGACAACCUGCUCCGCACGCUGCCCACCGACGCCUUCGCCGGCACCUCCCUGGCGCGCCUCAACCUGCGCAACAACCACUUCCUGGCGCUGCCGGUGGCCGGGGUGCUGGAGCACCUGCACGCCAUCGUGCAGAUCGACCUGAAGCUCAACCCCUGGGACUGCACCUGCGAGCUGGUGCCGCUCAAGCAGUGGCUGGAGGCGCUCAGCUCGGUCAGCGUGGUGGGCGAGGUGCUGUGCGCCAGCCCCGAGCCGCUGGCCCGCCGCGACCUGCGCUCCCUGGAGCUGGCCGCGCUGUGCCCCGCCGCCCUGCGCCCCGCCGCCGCCGCCGCCGCCUCGCCCCCCGCCGCUCCUCCACCGCCCGCCGCCGCCCCUCCGCCGCCCGCGGCCACCGGCGCGGCCGCCUACGAGCUGCCCCCGGCCGCGGCCGCCGCCUCCGUGCCGCUGUCCGUGCUCAUCCUCAGCCUGCUCGUCCUCUUCUUCUCCGCCGUGCUGGUGGCCGCCGGGCUCUUCGCCUUCGUGCUGCGGCGCCGCCGGAGGAAGCUGCCGUUCCGCGGCCCGCGGGCGGAGGCGGCGGACCUGGGCGCGGUGCCGCUGCGCUGCCCGAGGCUCUUUCCCGAGGGCGGCGGCGGCGGCGGCGGCGGCGGAGGCGGGGGUGGCACCGGCGAGCGGUCCCCGGAGAAGGCGCCCCCGGCGGGCCACGUCUACGACUACAUCCCGCACCCGGUGACCCAGAUGUGCAACAACCCCAUCUACAAGCCGCGGGAGGAGGAGGAGGCGGCGGGCGGCGGCGGCGGCGGCGGUGGAGGUGGAGGGGAGGCGGCCGAGCUGCUGCGGAGCGGCGGCGAGCGCGGCUUCGCCCACCCCGCCGCCCCCGCCGCCGCGCCGGAGCCCGGCAGCAGCUACCGCACCUUGCUGGAGAAGGAGCAGGAGUGGAGCCUGGCCGUGUCCAGCUCGCAGCUCAACACCAUCGUGGCCGUGCACCCCCAGCACCCCGCGGGCGGAGGGCUGGCGGCGGGCGCGCUCGGGGCGGCGGCGGCGGCGGCGGGGGGAGCCCCGCGGGACCGCGACCGCCCGCCGCCCUGCGCCGUGGGCUUCGUGGACUGCCUGUACGGCACCGUGCCCAAGCUGAAGGAACUGCACGUCCACCCCCCCGGCAUGCAAUACCCGGACCUGCAGCAGGACGCCAGGCUGAAGGAGACGCUCCUCUUCGCGGCCGGCAAGGGCUUCCCGGACCACCAAACCCCCACAAGCGAAUACCUCGAGUUAAGGGCCAAACUCCAAACCAAGCCGGAUUACCUCGAAGUCCUGGAGAAGACCACGUACCGGUUCUGACCGCCGCCCCGCCGCCCGCCCGGCCCCGCCGCCCGCGGGCAGAGGAUACAGCUGUGCGCUCUGCCCCGCCAGAUGUGCGCGCUGCGGGGCAGGGCCCUUCUCAGAUCAGUAAUCGACGAAGUGCCUUCGCAGACUUUUGCCAGCAGAUGUUAAUCAAUCAUUAUUUUUUAUACUGAAACUGAGACUUUGACUGUGCCAUGUCAUAAAGGUGGAAAAGAACAGCAAGGCCAGGUAAGUCCCAGUCAAUAACAGCUGCACACAGGGAAAUAGAAGGGAUGGUGCUCAAUUAUUGGUGCUCUUUUUUAUUUUCUGGAUAUUGUCAUUGAUGUCACUGUCACACUGUGCCCUGGGUUAAAAAAUUUGCUUGGAAAUUGCUUCAUGGAUCUCUUGAGUGUAUCAACAGUGAGAGAAAGGUGUUCAUUGUUACAGUAUGAAUAAUAAUCUGAAUUUUGGGAAGCAAUCCAGUGCCUGUUGCAGGAAGAUAGGACCUGAACUGCUCUGGUUGGAUGAGUAUUGAGAGUGAGAACCUCAUUUGUUAUGACAUUCAGUGAAUAUGAGUUAAGCUGUGGUAGCUCAAGAUUUUGUCAGAGGCCUUUCCAGACAAACUCACUUUUGAGCGUGGCUGAUUUGGUUUUAAGCUAGAAAUGUGUGUUUUCGUUCAACUUAUGUUCUCUCUGUGAACUUUUCCAGCAGCAGGAGAAAAAAAAGGUCUCUAGAAAAUGUCAAUCUGCAGUGCUGCACAUUUCUGGAGAGCUCAGGUGUGCCAGCAGCACUUCACGAGCUCUGUGCUGCUCCCACUUGGUUCAAGUACCUACUUCAGAGGAACGAGACCCGAUGAUUUGGGUUUAGGUCGAACAGAAAUGUUCACAUGAAAAAAAAAAUUGUGUAGAAUUUGGCUGUAAGUGGGGGAGUUCAUUGCUCAGCUACAUCACUCAACCACAGGGUAUGACUUCUGGCAGAGCUCCAGCCACUUAGGUGGGAACUUGUUCCAGGAUUGCACUUCUUCCAGAGGCACUUGCUUUUACAAUGUGGAUUUAUGUACACUUGGAAAUCAGGCUGCUGUGCAUGGCAUAUUCCUAUUUUCUGAGUUUUUCCAAGGCUCGAUUCUAAAUCUGGCUCCCUCAUAGCUGGGUUUCACAGUGAAUUUAUGUGGGGAUGGAUUUAUGAAUGGGUUGUGCAGUACAACACAGUUGUUCUCCAUGGAAGAAAUGUAAAUCCACACAAUACGGAGUUUCACGACAGCUUUUUGUACAAAAAUUGCUAUUUUUUGAUACUGUUGUGAGUGGAAAUACAUCUCCUUUUUCCAAUUCUUGAAAUAUUGCUGGUUUGAUUGGGCAGGUGUAGCUAUGCCCCAGUUUGAAACCUAUUUGAGCUAGUGGAAGAAUUGGAAUGUGCUUGGAACAAACCCUUGAGUGGGUAUGGACUGGAGGCCCAAUUCUGCUCCCUUGGAGCAAGUGUUGAAACACCACAUUAUGCUCAGAUUUAGUCAACAGACUUGAAUGAGGAGCAAAAUCUGAUCUCAGAAAAUUACAACAUAUAUUAAGUGGAUUCAAGUAUGUUGAGACAAGUGUUUCCUGUGACUAUUUCAGAAUAAAAUGAGUCAUGGUACAGAGAAAAUGGGUUUGUAUCAAUUUAGUAAUUUUUCUGAUUGACCUCACUCACAAAUUAAUGCUUUUGAUUUUAAAAUAAGAAUAUUUGCCUCAAGACAAAUUAGUUUAGACCUAAUGUCAUUGGUAACCAACUAGCCAAGGAGAUUAGUAAUGUAACAAUUGCAAAUUGUUUGGAAAUACUUUAUUAGUAUUAUCUUUCUCUUUGAAAGCAAGAAUAUUAACUAUACCAACACUGGCCAUUCUAUGAUUCUGUGAUUAACAGGCACUGACAACUGUGUUUCAUAGAAUUAUUCUUAAAAUGUCUUUUCCUUGAUCCUUAUAGUUUCCCAGUUGUAAAAUUAUGUAAUUCUCAUUUUUGUUGUGGUUGUUUGGGGCAGUUUGGGGUGUUUCUGAGGAAAGCAUUUGCUUUGCUACACACGGGGUUUCCCCAGGAGGUGAAACUUGUGGGUUAUCUUUGAUCACUGGGACUGUAUCUGGAAACACUCCCCUGUUAAACUGGUCGAAAUUUUCUGUUAAAUUGGUCGAUAUUGUGUUUUUCAGAAUGGUGUCAGACGGAUCAUUUUUGGGAAAAAAUGACAGGAAAAGGCUCAAAGGAGCAGAGCCACUGGCACUGCUGUAGGAAUGCUCUGUCCCACAUUCACACUGGGCAGUCUCUGCAGGGUGGAUGUUGCAUCAACCAUUAUAUUUUUGAAUGCUAAGGAUGCUCAUCUGAAGUGUGGGGUUAUUUUUAGGCAUCAUGAAGAUGUACAUGAUAUACUCAGCUGUUGGGUGCCUUAAAAAGAAUAGGUACAAAUAGAGGGCAUAGCACAACAUAAAAUACGAAUAACUCACCCAUGUCAUACACUGAAUCUUUAAUGUCCAUUUACUUUUUCUAACGUCUUUAUUUCUCCACCAGAAUUUUCUAAAUCUCUCAGAGAUAUCCUGUAUAUUCUAGGAAUCCUGAAGAAAUAUUUUAGGGCUAGCCAAGGGUUGAAUCUCUCAGUAUCUGGGAAUUCAAACAAGUGCCACUAGCUGGGGAGGAAUAUCCUGCCCAUGGCACGUGGCACAGCAAUUUGGCACCUCGCUGUAGAGUGGUGCCAGUGAGGGAGGUUCUCUGCAGCAAUGAGAUUUUCCAGGAGGGAUUGAAUGAUUCCAAAGAGGAGCUCCUGAAUUGUGAUAAAUCACUAUUGGAAUGGAAGAGACCUGAGAUUUGCUGCUGCUUCUGAUGGCACUGCCAUCCCUGCUGCUGGUGGUGGCACCUGGCACCGUGGCCAAGGGGGGACUCCUGUCGCAACAACCCUAAAAAAAACCAACCAAACAGCCAAAAAAAGCAGAGGAAAGGUUUGGGAGCCUUUAUCCUGCAGGGACCAUCUCAUCUGAAGUUAAUGACUUUCUCCAGAUGUUGCAGUGGCAUUAAUAUACUGUUAUGGGAUUUUUAUGGAGUUUUUUUCUUGCUUUCCUCAGCUUUACUUUGCUUUUCCAGAGGCAGUACCUGGUUUAAAUGUUGAAGAACUGCAGGAAUGUGUUUGUUGAUACUUUUUCAGACCAAAAUUGUUUAAAACUGAGUCUGUCACAAAAGACUGUCCUAAACUGAGAUGAGUUUUCUAGAAAGCUACAAAAACCUUUGGUUUUGUACUUGGUCUCUAAGUUGUUUUAUAUAUAUAUAUAUAUAUAUGUUAAAUGUUCCUUAUUGUAUAACCCUUUAACCAAAGUCUGUCAUUGAGCUUUGGAGGCUUUGGUUUUGCAAUACAAAGUUAAUUAAUGGUUUGUUUGUUUUUGAGGUUUUUUUUUGUUCUGUGAUUGUUUGGUUUGAUUUUAUUCCGAGUAUGACUGGAGAGAGGGAAAUAUUGCAAAGUGUGAAAAUUCUCACCAAACUAUACUUUUUAAUAGGACUUUUAAAUUUAAUUCUUUUUAUUUUCUUCAGAGAAUGAAGGAGUUAUGCUCAAAAGAGUGCAGGAAUUGCCACUCAGUAGAGCUGAUAUGUGUUCACUCUGCCGUGUCCUGAGAGUGCCCAGGACAGUCUGACUCAAAGGGAGGUGUAAGAAAUUCCCACUAGUGAGAUUCCAGGGUUGGAUUUGUCCAGCUAAUCUGCUCCACCCUGAGAAAUCCAGUUCCUGGGGUGCUGCACCACUGGAGGGACUGGUCCAGUGUGCACAGGGAGCACUUAAAAAAAUCAUGUUGCAGCAUUUGGGUGAAAAAUGAGCUUUUAAAAAGCUGGGCAUUUAAAAUUUUGCCUCUGUUUUCUUUAGAAAACUCAUCCAGAGUUUCUCUGGUGCCGUUGAACUGCCCUGCAAGGGCACAUCUGAUCAGUUGUCCUCAAAGCACUGCUGAAAUAGAUGUGUAGCUAAUGCAUUCUUCUGAAUUGGAGAGCAAUUUCUUGUGGCAUCACUUCUGUUAUGUUUUCUUGCAGUGACCCAAAACCCCUGGCUGCUUUGGAAAGUGGAUAGUAUUGGCAAGCAAAGAAAUAUGGCAAGUAAAGAGUGGUGUUUUGCACCUCAAGACUUCCCUCUGUACCGACUGGAUUGCCCACCUGGCCCUCGGCUCUGUGGCAGCCCCCCGAGGUUGGCCCCGGUGCCGUCACGGGCCCUGUGCUCUGCCAGCCCCUCCGAGCCAACCAAAGCCUGUCACAGCCUCCAGAGCACAAAUCCCUGGGCAGAUGGAUCCCUAACAGCUACACUUCAGGGAGAAAGCGGAGAGAUGCUCCUAAAAUUAGUUGCUGACAGCUCAAAGAAGGAGUAACUGCCUCCCGUGUCAUUACUUCUUCCGGAACAGGGACGUGUGUGUGUUAUGGAAAUGCUGACACUGGGUUUGUACAGUAUGUGCACACGUGCUGGGUGUGUGUCUAAGUAUCCAUGAAUACGCUGUUAAAGUGUAGGAUUGGAUUGCUGGAAAGUUCUGGGGGGUUCAGGAGCAUGGCUUGCUUUGGACUGUUAUUAAAACGUGGGCAUUUUGGUAACGAAGCUAAAAAUAGCCACUUUACGACCUACAUUCCCAAUGUAGGUCAGUGGAGGCACUUCUCAGACAUAUUAGCAUUUUGGACACUUAAUCUUAGCAGCAUAUUGCAUCUCCUAGAAUAGGUUAGUAGAGGCAAGGCAGGAGGAGUUGCUGCAUCUCGAGUCGUUCCGAAAGGUUGCCAAGUUUCUCAGGAACCAGAGCAGCAGAAUAAUGAGGAUUAUAUUUAAUUUGGGAUGGAGAGGCAACCGUGGGGUGUUCAGCAGAGGCAGCUGGGAUCAUCUUGGCUCUGUGAGGGAGGGAGAAUUUAUAACUCUAGCUAGCUAAAAAGCAAGCUGUGCGUGCACUUGUGUGUAUAUAUAUAUUUAUAUAUAUGUAUAUACAAAUCUGUGUAUGUGUAUAUAACACCGUGUGUAUAUAUGUAUGUAUGUAUAUGGCUAAAAUGUAUUAUAUGUGUAUCUAUAGAUAUGUAUACAUUUAUAUGAAUUUAUAUUUCUCUAUAUAAAUAGUCAUGCAACUAUGGGAACUCACAAUUCAACGGUGUGUCCUUUUUCUUUAAAACACAACAAAAAGCUGCUUCCAUUAAUAUCAAAUUGGCACAAGUGUCUUAAGUUUUCUUUUCUCUUUAGAAAGGAGUGGUGCUUGUGGUCAAGCACAAGCCUGGAAGGGUUUGACUCUUCCAGAGGACUCAGAGUAAAUCAUUAUCUGCUCCACAGCCAUUCUACAUUUGUGACAUAAAGUGGUGGCCAAAAUGACUCAGGGCUGGUUUUACAGGCAAACAAAGUGGGUUGUUGACUGUUUGGAAGUCUCUGUUAUGCUCAUGGAUUUUUAAUGGUGAAAUGUCUGCACUGAUAAUUACUCUGGUUGCUGUUAAUGCCCAGCUAAUGCUAAUGGCUUGAACAGAGGAAAAAAAAGAUGAAUUUUCUGCUCUAAAGUAAGUUAUCUGAAGUCUGAUUACGUUGACUCAGUGAUGUAUGGAUUUCCAUUUAGGGGCAGGAUGUUGGGCUGUAAAUCAAGAAUCUUAGCUCAGUGAACAUCUAGUUUGGGAUGUCUUUUAUGUUAUAAUUGAUUUUAAAUCAUUUCAAUUCAUUAUCAGAACAAGCUAUACCUUAAUUCACGAUAAGCUCAAAGGAUCUCUCAGCUGGAAACCCAUUCAUAGCAGGGUGAAUUUUACACUUGUCUUCGGUGGGGUUGAAUCAGGUCAGAGAGUUUCAUUCAGCGCUGGCAUAAAAACAGUCUUGUAGCUGUGCAACUAUUAAUUCAAAUUGUAAUUUUGUAAUAAAAGCAGCCUAAAAAUGA
Neopelma chrysocephalum (saffron-crested tyrant-manakin) is the source of this 10882-nucleotide messenger RNA. RefSeq names its product SLIT and NTRK like family member 3 (gene SLITRK3). The record is from RefSeq and is a predicted model, not a curated record. Gene Ontology annotation, biological process: axonogenesis; regulation of presynapse assembly; positive regulation of synapse assembly. Gene Ontology annotation, molecular function: protein binding. NCBI's taxonomy places the organism in Eukaryota, Metazoa, Chordata, Aves, Passeriformes, Pipridae. The transcript has 5 exons. Gene Ontology annotation, cellular component: postsynaptic density membrane; GABA-ergic synapse. The coding region runs from base 2172 to 5042 and encodes 956 amino acids.